GUCUUUCGGUAGAUUAAAGUGUACGUUAUUUGUUUCGUUCGUGUUUUCCUGUUAUCCGUACAGAUUAACAUUUUUCAUUAACUGGUUGUAUUUGUUUUGCUUUUGUUUGUGUUAGCAACGUUUGUGUGAAGAAAUUUACUCUAGCUUGCACUGUUUUUCAUUUUAGCAUGCUUUCAAAUGUUUUUAGGUAUCAGGCGUUCCUUUUCCAAUGGCCGACUUCUACAGCCAGGACUACGGAGCACCUGUGGAGUAUAAUAACUCGGAGACUGGUUAUGGGUCCACCACCCAAUCUGCUGCUGCGGGCAACGGGGAGUAUGGACAAUUUUCCUACGAUCAUAUGAGGGAUGAAGAAGAAUACCAGACAGCUUCUAUGCGCAGUGAUAGAAAACCACCAUCUCCUCAGAAUAAAUAUGAUUCUGGCGGUGAUGAUCGUGGUCGGGGCAAGAAGCGCGACCGCAAGAAGUCACGCAGUCGCAGCCGUGAUCGUCGACGUCAUAGCCGAGACCAUGACCGACAUCGUGAUCGUAGCAAAGACCGCAGAUCCAGACGACAUCAUUCUCGCCACCGGUCCCAUUCCAGUCCAACAUUAGUGUACAAAUACUGGGAUGUUCCACCACCUGGUUUUGAACACGUCACACCUGCUCAAUACAAAGCCCUGCAAGCGUCAGGUCAGAUACCAGUCAACGUGUACGCCGCAGGGCAAGUGCCGAUGCCAGUUCAUGCACCAAAUGCUCCUCUGACGCUCACAACUAACGUACCGUUUGCCGGGAGUGCUGUAUGCAGACAGGCUCGCCGUUUGUAUGUCGGCAACAUACCAUUCACUGCAACCGAAGAAAAUAUGAUGGAGUUCUUCAACAAGUAA
This is a messenger RNA of Heterobilharzia americana, 862 nucleotides long. NCBI's taxonomy places the organism in Eukaryota, Metazoa, Platyhelminthes, Trematoda, Strigeidida, Schistosomatidae. The record is from the annotation of a GenBank genome assembly.